Molecule: messenger RNA, 2118 nt
Organism: Anopheles gambiae (African malaria mosquito)
Lineage: Eukaryota; Metazoa; Arthropoda; Insecta; Diptera; Culicidae
Product: retinal guanylyl cyclase 1
Exons: 3
Coding region: 86-1480 (464 amino acids)
Biological process (GO): intracellular signal transduction; cGMP biosynthetic process; receptor guanylyl cyclase signaling pathway
Molecular function (GO): peptide receptor activity; guanylate cyclase activity
Source: RefSeq, a predicted model, not a curated record
UUGGCACGCGCCACACUCAAUUCGCUUCAGGACCGUUUCACUAAAAUUGUGUUUCGAAAAAUUUUCAAGCAAAGCAAGGAAUGUUAUGCUUGGAAUCAAAACGCCCGAAAAUGAAACCUUUACCGGGCUGGAAUACUUCGAGCCGUACAAUGCGCUUAACCGGUACGUAAUCAAUCAGAUCGUGCGCAGUACCGGUACCUCGAUUAGCUCAACCGUCUGGCGCCAGUUUGUGGUGUACAAAAAUCUGAUUGAAGCCAUCGAAAGCAUCAACAUUGCUGCGAUCCUAGUGCUGCAGUUCAUUUGCAACGGUUAUCUGGGAUUGUCCGAUUACGCUCAAUUCAUACGCCGCGAUGCGGCCGCACUGGACUACAUCGCUUCAGCGCAGAAUUUCAUGACCUCGCUCAGCAUCAUAUCGGAGGCCGAGUUUAGUGUGAUGCAGUACUGGCGCACGCAGGUGCUGAUCAACAUUUCCACCGGCUAUCGCCGGGAUGCGCUCGUAGAGUACUAUCAUUCGGUAACAACCGUGCUGAAGAAUCUGCAAAUGGUGCAGGACCAGAUUCAGACCGACGUGAAGGAAACGAUCCUGGAGGAGAUCCAAAGUGCGCGAAGGCAUCAGUCGAUCUCGAUCGGACUGGUGGUGGUUAUCCUUAUUAUAAGUCCGAUACUGGUGCUUAUGAUACGCGCAGCCACCAGCACGAUACAGAACUAUUCGACGAAGCUGAUGGCCCGCACGAUGGAGCUGCGCAUGGAGAAGGGCAAGUCGGACCGUCUGCUCUACCAGAUGUUGCCACCGGCCGUAGUGAAGCAGCUGAAGCAACAGCGCCAAGUGCCGGCAGAAACAUUUGAUGCAGUGACUAUAUUUUUCAGCGAUAUCGUAGGCUUCACCGACAUCUCGGCUAGCAGCAGCGCGAUGGAGGUGGUUAUCAUGCUCAAUACACUGUACCGUUUGUUUGACUCGAUCAUACUGAAGUACGAUGUGUACAAGGUGGAAACCAUCGGAGACGCGUACAUGGUUGUAUCGGGACUGCCACAACGGAAUGGGAAUAGGCAUGCCGGCGAAAUUGCCAUGAUGUCGUUGGAUUUGGUUUGUGGCAUUUCGGGAUUCACCAUACCACAUAUGAAGAACAGAACCUUGGAAAUUCGCGUCGGUAUCAACACGGGACCGUGUGUGGCAGGGGUAGUCGGAACUACGAUGCCAAGAUAUUGCCUGUUUGGGGACACCAUAAACACUGCGUCCAGAAUGGAGUCGACAGGGGAGCCUAUGAAGAUUCAUAUCUCAGAGAGCACCAAAGAGGUUUUAGACAAACUCGGAGGAUUCAAGAUCAAACUGCGAGGAACAGUUGACGUCAAGGGCAAGGGCACAAUGCAGACUUUCUGGCUGACUGGCCACUCGAUGUACGAACAUCUUACGCCGGAAAUGCUUAUACCAAUGUAUAAGCAAAACGUAGUCACAGAACCUGAUUUUCUUCAAAUAAUCUAGACUUUGAUGGACAAACUGCACACUACUAAGCAAUCCAGUUCGUUAAUGUGAUUAGCGAAACGAUAGUUUAAUAAUUCAUGAUAAAUUAUUGUUCAAUUCGAGCAAAAUAUGUUUGCAUAGAAGUGCGAGCACCUAAUAUAGAUCAAAUCAAUAAAGCGUAUAAGAAUAAAUUUUGGCUAGUAGGAUAAAAUGGUAGAAAAUGAGUGUUAUAAAGAAAACAUCAUUUUAUUCGUUGUUUUUUGAAUAACAUGUCAGCACUCUUUAUUUAAGUCAAAACCACUAACACAACGCUCUGUGUAGAAAUGCAAAACGCUACUUACUGUAAAAAUAAAUUCAACGAAAAAUGUAAGUUUGUUAUUUCUCGUAGAUUCAUGUAGAUAUCAAAGCAGAUUUUGACAUUAGGCCGUUAAAUGAGUUAAAAAAAACUUUGGCGCACACAAAAAUACACACCAUCAUACAACAAACAUUCAAACACAGUCUGACAAUUCUUUGUGAUAUGUUGAAAAGCAUGUGUAAAAACUGAAAUUUUAUUUUGAAGCAAAUACACUAUUUGACAACUGUUGAAAAAUAUCUUGGAUGCGUUGAAUAAUGAUGUGCACAUUCGAGAGUGACUUGGAAAACCCUGUAUGUUGCCAACA